AUGGAUGACGCCCUCACGAGCAACGCACUUGAAUCAAUGACUACUAGUCUACACUACUGCGGAUCCAGAUCACCUACUUCGUCUCUACGAUGCGUCGUCUGUGGUUCAAAGUCAAUUGGAAUAAACUUCGGUGUUCAAACGUGUGCUCCUUGUAAAGCCUUUUUCCGACGAAACGCCAGACGAAAAGAACUUCUGGAACUACCGUGUCGACACCGUGAUCUGAGUAGUAUGUUGGGAAAUGAGAAUGAGGUGAACGGAAGAUCAAUGCGUUAUCUACAAAUUCGUCGAUGUUCAUCAUGUCGGUUGCGUCGAAGUUUUGAGAUGGGCAUGAAAGAAGAACUGGUGCGAACGGAGGAAGAAAAUGAACGAUAUAAACAAUUAGUCGAUAUAAAUCGACGACAACGAGAAUUAUUGCGACAACAACUACUGGAAAUGAAAACAUCGCCUAUUCCUCAGCGUAUUUUCGUCAAUACGGAAUUGUCGCACGAGAUAGACUGGACUCAUUUGUCGAAUAUUGUCUAUGCAUAUAAUUCAUGUUGUGUUCAAACUUAUGCUCGGCAACGUACAAGUGUCAUAUUUAAAGAUCAUGCGUCAACAAUAUCAGAUCCUCAAUUGAACAGAGUUUAUCCAACAUCUGCUGCUAUGAGUAUCGUUCUAUCAGUCUCAUCCUUUCUCAAGUCACUACCAGCUUAUUAUUCUCUUCCGCGAGUUAUUCGUAAUUACCUUUGCAAAACAAAUAUUCGACCUUUGAUCUUUCCAAACAUCUAUGAACUCCAACAAUGUUGUUACCACGAGCCGUGGCAGAUGGACGUCCUCGAAGGUACUUGGCGACUCAUGUGCGGCCCACAGCUUUAUCCACAAUUUCACCAAACAGAAGUAUUAGCUUCAAAGAAUUUAGUCACUGACCCGAUCGUCAUCCGCCUGUUUUUCGUCAUUUUAUUCUUCUCUACUCCUCUUCACUAUCAUCAGGACAGUGCAACACCAACAAAAGUUCUCAAGAAGAAGCGGCUUGUCACUGACACUCAACACGCAUACAUCACUCUCCUGUGGAAGUAUCUCUCAUAUCGGUAUGGUUCAACGGAGACAAUUCGAAUCUAUACACAUUUGGUUCAUGUGUAUAUAAAAAUGCAAACAGUGGGAUUCGGAAUCUACACUCAUCUGACAACACAGAAGAACUUGAUACCGACGAAUGAAACACUGAACAAACUAGUCACAAUAGAUGUUCAUGAAGCUCAAAUGAGUUAG
This is a messenger RNA of Adineta ricciae, 1245 nucleotides long. Lineage: Eukaryota; Metazoa; Rotifera; Eurotatoria; Adinetida; Adinetidae. The record is from the annotation of a GenBank genome assembly.